Colletotrichum lupini is the source of this 756-nucleotide messenger RNA. RefSeq lists its product as uncharacterized. NCBI's taxonomy places the organism in Eukaryota, Fungi, Ascomycota, Sordariomycetes, Glomerellales, Glomerellaceae. The coding region runs from base 1 to 756 and encodes 251 amino acids. The record is from RefSeq and is a predicted model, not a curated record. The transcript is spliced from 3 exons.
AUGACCGCAAGAUCCUUCGAGAUCCUGUGUCUCCUUAAGUUCCAGUACAUGAUGGACUCUUCCGGCCCCGAGACGUACGUUCCUCAUAUUUCCCACAAACAAGUAGUUCCCGAACAACCGCGGCAACAUGAAUCAUCGUACUAUGCGCCGACCACGCCUGAAACUUAUUCAUCGAUUCCCGUCAAGAAAGAACGUACUAUUUGCGGACUGAGGCCAGCGACAUUUGUUCUUAGUGUUUUAUUGGCUACAGUAAUAGUGAUAGCCGCUGUUGGUGGUGGCGUUGGGGGUUCACUGGCGGUCCAAAAAGCGAGAGACGAUGCAAUGUCGUCCGUAGCAUCGCCAACUACAGUUGUCACGACCACAGUCACCGCGCUGGUCCCUGCAUCGACGGACAGCGAUAGCCCGAUAGUAGUUCCAACACAAGGGAAAAUCCAGCUUCCCUGUCCCGCCAUGGAGGGCGAAACGAGAACAAUUGCACUUUCUGAUGUUGAUGCCAAAUUCGUUAUGCAUUGUGGCAUGAGUUUUGGAUCAAAAGGAGCUCUAGACAUUGUUGCCGUUGUAGUCUAUUCGUACUUGGACUGCCUCCGGGCUUGUGCAUCAUACAAUCGCAACUCAGGGUCGAGAACAUGCGUCGCGGCGACCUUCAAUGCGAAUCUGGGUAAUGUUGGCCCAAACAAUGGGAAUUGUUGGCUCAAGAAUGCGACUAGUCCCCGGUCGAUAUCUGAUAAUUCUGCUGUGGGUGGCAUCCUGGACUGA